CCUCGGCUCUGUCCUGUAUGAGGAGCGGAGAAACAAGCGUCUCCAUGGAAACAAACACUGGCGAACAUUAAAUCCGGAAAUGGCGCCGUUUCACUGAUCUGUAGCACAUCUGGAUGUUUUCAGGGACCAGUCAGCGGUCUGACACGGCGAUGUACAUCAGUGCAUUUUGUGGCGCAGCACAGCACAUCCCACAGCCCUGCUAUGGUUCGCUAGUCGGUUUGCUAAAUGCUACCGACGGAGCAGCUUCGUGUUGAUUAUCUAUGCGACAAGAAGACCAUCGCACCCGGGACACGUUUCAACUACCAUGGCCGUUUCAGUAGAGGAGGUUUCUUCGUCCCUUGUGCGGGAAUAUUUGAGUCGAAAGGGACUGAAGAGGACGAUUGCCUGUAUGGAUGAGGAGCAUCCACGCACAGAGGCCAGUAUCAACAACAGAUCCCACCUGAGGCAGAUACUCAACAUGGAGGGUCUCUAUAGAAAGAAUAAGGUUCAGAACUCGCCCCUGAAAACAUUACUGGAGAUUAUUGUGAGGCAUCACAUCAAGGAUCUUAAGAAUGACAAGAUCACCAGUAGUGAAAGUGAUCCCCUGCUGUCUACGCCAAUGGUCAGCGCCAUAGCUAAAUCUCCUGCAGUAACACCAACAUCGAUGGAUGACACAAAGACAGAGGGUAGCACGCCAGCUAUCAAAUUAAGGUCUGAUAUAGAAGAAAUCUGCCUUUCUCAGCCUGUACCCACAUCAUUGCUGCCUGAAACAGACAGAAUGCUCAGUCAUAGUCAAACAGGUUUCUGGGCUUACGACUCAGAAUACCAGCAAGGCCAGCCGAUGGAUGUUCCCCUCCACAACAAUGACAGCUUCAUCAGGAAAGAACCAGAAAAAAAGAUUUCCAUCACUGAGAGCACCCAAAGGAGCCGAACUAAUCGAAUUAGACGUGGCAUGAUGGCUGGACCAAUUGCCUGCACACCUCAGGAAUCAAGCAAAAAAAGACAGAAUCGAAGGAUAGAAGUGGCCCAGCCGCUGCUCAGAAAAGAAGAAGAAAACAGGCAGUCUAAAGAUCAGCUUUUAGUGUCUGGCUUACAUCAGAAAAGCUUAGAUGGCUGCCUAACGGAAAUCAGCCCAGCCAACUCCAUAGGAGGUUUAUGGGAGUUGCGGAAUGCUCCACAGAGAAAGCAGAGGGAAAGCAGCUCAGAAAAAGUCCAACAAGACAUACCCACGACCCAAAAAGUUAAGUCUUUGACCAGGCCAAAUGUGGCUGAUUUGGAUGUGUCUGAGAUGGUUUUAGAUGAUGUUGAUGAUGACGAAGAUGACGAUCUGCAAGAAUUCACCAAAGUGUCCUUGCAGAGAAGCAUCAAAGAACACAGUUAUAGUGGCCGCCCAAUGGACCAACACACGGCCAUGGAAUUGAAAGCAGUUCUUCUUGGUUCUGGCCUAAAUUGUUUCAAUGUUGAGUGGAAGAAUCAGGGUUUCACGUUCUCCGAAAGCCAUGACCUGAGAUAUGGAAUUGUGCAGAAAAAGGGUGGUCCUUGUGGAGUUCUGGCAUCCAUCCAAGCUUUUACUCUAAAGAAGCUGCUGUUUGAACACAUCAGAAGCAGUGAUACAGGCCUUCAGAGGUUAAGACCUUCCAACACCACCCGAAGAAAGUGUCUUGUUUUAGCUGCAGCUGAAAUCCUGUGGAGAGCUGGUGAGGAAAAGCAAGCCACAAUCACCAUAAACUCAGGGAGAAAUAAUUUCACCCCAACGGGACACUUCAGAUCUGAAGGAGUGCUUGAAAAGCUUACAUGUUUCACUGUGGAUAGCAUCAAGGACCUGCAGCUGCUUCUGGAGCAGCAUAUUGAGCAGUUUGAAACUGGACCGUUAGGAUGCAUCCUCCUGACCAUAUCUGCUGUUCUCUCUCGAUCCAUUGAAAAAGUAAGAGAGGAUAUGGAUGUGGCCUCUUCCACGCUCAUUGGAGCCCAUGGCUACUGCACUCAGGAGCUGGUCAACCUGUUGGUCUGUGGAAGAGCAGUUUCUAAUGUAUUUGACAAUGACAUGGAGUUGGACUCAGGCAAUGGCAACAUGACUCUACUCAAGGGAAUCAAGGGCCACUGUGACGUUGGCUUUCUGUCUUUAUUUGAGCAUUAUAACAUCUGUAAGGUAGGAGCUUACCUGAAGACUCCCUGUUACCCCAUCUGGGUGGUGUGCAGUGAAAGCCACUUCAGUGUGCUGUUUGCCCUGCAGAGGGAGCUGUUGACCAAUCAGGACAAAGGUCUGGAGUUUGACCUCUACUACUAUGACGGCCUGGCCAAUCAGCAGGAGGAAAUCCGCCUCACUGUCUCUGUUGGCGGAUCGGCCCUGAGCUGUCAAGAUGAUGACACUGAUCUCAUUCCACCACUGGAGCACUGCAUCCGAACAAGGUGGAAGGAUGCGUUCGUUAAUUGGAACAACACAGAGCCUAUUCUCUGACGGAUCAUAUGGUACAUUGACAAACAUUUUGCAUAACCAAUAUAGAUAUUUGUUUUUCCCAAUAUUUUAUUAUGUCUCCAUCAUAUUCCCCUAUAGAUUAUAGCAUCACUAUUGUUUUUGUGAGAUGAUGGCCUUGAUGUUACAUAUCAUAAAAUACAAGUUCAGCUGGUAUGGCCUAUCAUAUCAGCCUUGAAUAAUGUUGCCUGCAAAAGAAGAGUGAGAAGAGUACAACUACUGUGUGUGUAUGUGUUUUUUAUUUUGUUUUUUUGUUUUUUUUAAUUCUAGCAAUAAGUAUAUUAAAAUGCACAGCAUUAAAGUUUGGAGGAAAAUGUA
Messenger RNA from Acanthopagrus latus (yellowfin seabream), 2770 nucleotides. RefSeq names its product MINDY lysine 48 deubiquitinase 4 (gene mindy4). Gene Ontology annotation, molecular function: cysteine-type deubiquitinase activity; K48-linked deubiquitinase activity. Bases 305 to 2437 code for a protein of 710 amino acids. Lineage: Eukaryota; Metazoa; Chordata; Actinopteri; Spariformes; Sparidae. The record is from RefSeq and is a predicted model, not a curated record. The transcript has 18 exons. Gene Ontology annotation, biological process: protein K48-linked deubiquitination.